Emiliania huxleyi CCMP1516 is the source of this 905-nucleotide messenger RNA. RefSeq lists its product as hypothetical. The transcript has 3 exons. The record is from RefSeq and is a predicted model, not a curated record. Lineage: Eukaryota; Haptophyta; Isochrysidales; Noelaerhabdaceae. Bases 17 to 571 code for a protein of 184 amino acids.
AAACAGGUCCUUCUUGAUGAUCUCCACCUCCACCUCCUCCGGCGCGACCUGGCGCCGACCGCUUAUCGCGGCAGCGGCUGUCGCUCUGUUCGGCACCACCGCAAUGGGCUUCCGCGGCUCGGCGCUCGUCAACGAGGCAAAGGCGGCCGCGGCAGAGCACCGUGCUCGGAUGUUGACGCCACCACCGGAGAAGGGAGGGACGGUCGACGACGGCUUCCUCGGCUUCGCCCCGGCGGAGAACGCCAAGGGCCCUCUCGAGGAGGAGUGGCGCAAGCAGGGGUGUGUCACGUGCCCCGACGGCGGGUUCUGCUGCCCGGCACUGGGCUGCAAGAUCACUGAGACGGUCCUGAUUGGCGGGAACGAGGCCACCUACCAGACAAACCUCUGGGUCGAGCACGGCAACUUCCCGUGGUACGCGUACCCGGCCAUCCCCGUGCUCAGCUUCACGCACCCCGUCUGGACCUUCCUCCAGAUCAACAAGGAGUGGUGGCUGUACUGCUUCCAGAACAACGCGGGCGACUCGGACGGCGACGGCAAGCCCGACUACGCCGACGAGGAACACAAUCCGUGAGCCCGCGCCGCAGAGCGGGGCGGGCCCCGCGCCCGCACUGCUGUCUCGUGCCCGCCCCUCUCUCGCAAGCGCGCCGGCUCGCGGCCCCCCGCGAGCUUAAGGAGAGCGCCCAACAGCGCCCCUUCCUCCGCGCAUGCUGCAUGUACGGCGAUUCGUCUCUCCCUCCGAAGCGCCCCCUGCUCUCCAUCAGCAUCACAGAGGCAACUCUAAAUUGACGUGUGUGAGAGUGUGGUGGUGGGUGUGCGUGUGGCUUUCGUGGUGGGCCCGCGUGUGAGCCUUCAGCCCGCAGGAAGACUCGGCGCCAAGAGGUGUGAUCGAGGCUGUUUUAGACAUG